UUUUUCAAAUUAAUUUAUAUGCAUAGAAAAACCGAAUAUCUUCUAAUAAUAAAUUAAGCGCAAAAAUGCUUUUAAGCAAUCAACCGGCGAAUACAAAAAAGCCUCAACAACCGCCGCCUUCAACGCAUCCGCAUCCGCCGCAGAAUUUUAAAUCAAAGUUACAUCAACAAAUAGCUACAGCAGCAGCAGCAGCCGCCACAAUAAACGUAGCCAACGGCCACCACCAUCACAACAAUAACAACAACAACAACAACACUCAUAGCCACCACCAUCAUCAUCUUCAUCUGAAUAAUCAUCACCAUCAUCAGCAUAAUAUUUCCUUUGCCACGGAUUUCUCAAUUGCCGCGAUUAUGGCGCGGGGCGGAAACGCCUCAAGCAGCCGCGAACCAUCGGAAAGGAGUUUGAGUCCAUUGUCUGUAGAGCGUUAUUCGGCUCAGGAUGGGGACGAUGAUGUUGACGUUGAUGUGGUUGACUGCAGUGACUCUGAAACGCCGACGGCAGCAAAUGCAACGGCAGCAGCAGCAGCAUCUGCAACAGCGGCGGCAGCAGCAGCAGCAGCCCAGGCCCAGCAACAUGCACGUCAAGCAUUGCGUGUUGCACACCAGCAACAGCAACAACAACACCAACAACAACAACGUCAGCAGACUCAUCACCAUGCAACGCCAAACAAGCAACAACGCCAACAUCACAAUCAUCAUCACAACAACAACAACAACAACAACAGCAACAAUAACAACAACCACAACAAAUCAAGCAGCCAUCGAGGGCGUGCCUCGGCCGCCACACCAAAUGCUGCCGCCGCAUCUGGAUCAGGCACGCCCUCACCGCCCCCGCCAGCACACAGUCCAUCAGCCGAUGCAGAUGCAGAACGCCUGUCGCCAGAGGAGCCUGCGCAGCAGCCCACGCCCAAAAUACUCGGCUCAUGUAAUUGCGAUGAUCUCAUGCCAAUCCAAUGUCAUCUGGAGACAAAGGAGCUGUGGGAUAAAUUUCAUGAACUGGGCACCGAAAUGAUCAUUACCAAAUCGGGCAGACGAAUGUUUCCAACGGUGCGUGUAAGUUUCUCAGGUCCAUUACGUCAGAUACAACCGCCGGAUCGUUAUGCCGUAUUGUUGGACAUUGUUCCGCUGGACUCAAGACGUUAUCGUUAUGCAUAUCAUCGCAGUUCGUGGCUGGUGGCGGGCAAGGCGGAUCCACCACCGCCGGCACGUAUUUAUGCACAUCCUGAUAGUCCUAUAAGUCCGGAGGCAUUGCGCAAACAAGUCGUGUCCUUCGAGAAGGUGAAGUUGACAAAUAACGAAAUGGACAAAAGUGGACAGGUCGUGCUAAAUUCCAUGCAUCGAUAUCAGCCACGCAUUCAUUUGGUGCGUUUAAGCCAUGGCCAGAGUAUACCCAACAAUCCCAAGGAGCUGCAGGAUAUGGAUCAUAAAACCUAUGUAUUCCCAGAGACUAUAUUCACAGCCGUGACGGCAUAUCAGAAUCAAUUGAUUACCAAAUUGAAAAUCGAUUCGAAUCCGUUUGCCAAAGGAUUUCGCGAUUCGUCGCGACUGACUGACUUUGAUAGAGAUCCCAUGGAUGCAUUCUUCUUCGAUCAGCAUAUGCGCACAGCCCCAUUGCGCUUUUUUCCGGAUCCGUUGAUGUCACAGCUAACGCCACAAGAGGCGGAUGCCGCUUCCUUGGCCCUGCUGGAAAAGGCCCGUCAGCAUUUACAAAUGUUCGGACGAUCGCCGUACACAGAAAUGCUAUUGCCUCAUCUCUAUCAACGUUCUGCCCCACCACCACCGCCACCGCCAGGCCCACAUCUGAGUGCAUUUCAGCUGGGCAUGUGGCAACAACAAUGGCCCCAGUUGACUGCCGGUUUCCUGGCCAGCGCCAAUCAGCAGGCUGCAUUUGCCGCAGCAGCAGCCGCCGCAGUAGGCGCCAGCCGUACUCCUCCUCCGCCACCAUUAGCAACAGCACUGACAGCGGCACCCCCUGCCCCGGCAACGCCCACAUCAUCAUGCGGCUCGGCCUCACCAGAUUUGCGUGUGAAAACCCAGCUGGGCCAUUACCCACAGCGUUUCAGUCCGUAUCAGGUGCCUCAGCAUCCUCAGACCUCCUCGCCCCCAGCGUCGACGCGGGCAGAGAGUCCCUAAAUGAGGAGACCCAAAAAGAAAUAUCCUUAAAACAUCCUAAAGUGAAAUGUAUGUGCAAUGUUGUUGAAAUCAUAUUAUUUUCUAUUGUAAAUAACUCAACAUUUUAAGCAGCGACAUUCAAGAAGAGAAUGUGUUGUUGCAUGUGAUGCGAUUAGAAAUCUUCAAACAAAAAACAAAACAAAAAUUAAAAAACAAACGCUUUUCCAACUCUCUAAAAAAUGCAAAGAUCAAAAUGACCCGAGAUUAAUUAAUUUCAAAAUAAAACCAAAAUUUGCAGUUUCUUCUUGAUUAAUACCAAAUUACAAGACUUUCUUGUGAAGACAAGAAUUCUAUCCAUCAUAACAAAUCUUUGUGCGACAAUCUAAACAGCUAAAAAGGAUAUAAGCCAAGUUAUUAGACAAGUCAAAGUCUAUCUUGACAAAAAAAAAAUCAGGAUUUAUAUUAUUAGCAGGCUUUGCUAAAGACUUUCUUUAUAUACAUAUAAUUUAAUCUUAAAAUG
Molecule: messenger RNA, 2631 nt
Organism: Drosophila willistoni
Lineage: Eukaryota; Metazoa; Arthropoda; Insecta; Diptera; Drosophilidae
Gene: H15
Product: T-box protein H15
Exons: 6
Coding region: 66-2132 (688 amino acids)
Biological process (GO): positive regulation of DNA-templated transcription; heart development; regulation of transcription by RNA polymerase II
Cellular component (GO): nucleus
Molecular function (GO): DNA-binding transcription factor activity, RNA polymerase II-specific; RNA polymerase II cis-regulatory region sequence-specific DNA binding
Source: RefSeq, a predicted model, not a curated record